UGGAAUCCGCGAGGUUCAAUCACUCGGAGAGAUUACAUUACGAACAGGAAUCCACAAAACGAAUUGAUCUUUUCCCAAUAAUUUAAAUAUUUGAUAAUCCAAUGUUACAAGUAUCGAGCUACGUAGUGCUGGAGAAAUUUGACUGUCAGGAAUUGACUGUACAGACAUUUCAGUCAACGAAAUCCAUGUGGACAUAUCUAUAAGCGGAAUUGGAAUCACUCAAAGGAAUACGUUUGACGAAAAUAUUAUCAGAACAUUGAGUACUUUCGAACCAUUCCUACAGCCGAAUAGAGUUGCCCUCAAGUGUUUACAUACUAAUAAGAAUCGAUUAGAGUUAUAAAAAUGAUGAUGUGCAACUGAUAGAUUUUAAUUGAUAAAACUUCAAUCCGCUACGAGAAUCGAAUCACCUUCUACUUGGAACUACAAAUACUUGUGUAUCAGGGAUUGAUCAAAGUUGAGAAAAUUUACCAAAGAAUCCUCAUCUUAUAUCGCAGUGACAAGUUACAACGACGAACAACAAUUUCCCGACAAGGAGCUUCUUGCGUUUCUGAAGCAGAAGAUAGAGCUAGCCGAGUUACUGAUCGUGAGUUUACCGCUGCCGGAAACUGGACCAACAAUCGUGUACACCCAGCACUUCUGGGUUUUCUUUCGGCACUUCAGACUCCGACAUGUCGAAAACUAGCGUCGACUACUUCAAAUCGGCGGAAAGUGGUGUGCAGCUGACAGAGGGCGUCAUUAGGAACCCGCAGAAGUACACCGCACUUGGACUGCUCGGCCCCCCCGAAACGAAGUUGUACAAAAAACGAUGGGCGAUUCUGGGGAUCUUCGUUUUCUACAGCGCCAGCAAUGCCAUGCAGUGGAUCCAGUACAGUAUAAUCGCAAACAUCGUGAUGAAAUAUUACAACGUGACAGACAACGCCGUGAACUGGACCAGUUUGAUUUACAUGGUGCUCUACAUCCCAUUCAUAUUUCCCGCCAGUUACCUCUUGGAUAAAUUGGGCCUACGUGUAGCCGUGAUCAUCGGUGCUAUUGGCACUGCAACUGGUGCAUGGAUAAAAGUAUUCAGCGUUUCCCCGGAGAGAUUCCUGGUGACUUUCUUGGGUCACUCAGUCGUCGCGCUGAGUCAAGUGUUCGUCUUAUCGGUGCCUUCUCGCCUUGCAGCCGUCUGGUUUGACCCCGACCAAGUGAGCAGCGCUUGCAGCAUCGGCGUCUUCGGCAACCAGCUUGGCGUAGCCGUGGGCUUCCUAUUUCCGCCGAUGUUGGUCAAAAACAGCGAUGACAUGACGGUCGUCGGAUAUGGUCUACAAACUAUGUUCUACAUCGUAGCUGCGAUAACAUCAAUCAUCCUGGUCCUUAUCCUGCUGUUCUUCAAGGCCGAACCACCCUUACCACCCAGCUCCGCCCAAGCUGUUCAGAGGGAAGCUGAGAAUUCUGAAAACUUCCUAUUUUCUGUGAAAACUCUGUUGCUCAACAAAGGAUACCUCCUGCUCCUUCUCAGUUACGCGAUAAACGUCGGCAUUUUUUACGCCCUGAGCACUCUUCUGAGUCAAAUAAUACUUGAAUAUUAUGAAGAAAGUGAAACAGACGCGGGCAGAAUUGGUCUCGUUAUCGUUCUUGCCGGCAUGUUAGGAUCAGUUUUGUGCGGCAUAGUCCUGGACAAAACGCACAGAUUCAAAGAAACGACGCUUUGUGUGUACAUAUUUUCAUUCCUGGGAAUGGUGCUCUUCACAUUCACAUUGGAUUCUCACAUAUACGUUGUGUAUCUCACUUCGGCCAGCUUGGGAUUCUUCAUGACAGGCUACCUGCCAGUAGGUUUCGAGUUUGCGACAGAAUUAACCUACCCGGAACCGGAAGGUACGUCGGCGGGACUUUUGAACGCUGCGACUCAAGUUCUCGGGAUCGUAUUCACGUUGGUUUACUCCCACCUUUUCAAAAUCUGGGGUGUAUUUUGGGCAAACAUAGGUCUGUGCGUUAUGUUAGGCUUCGGAUGUCUCAUGACCACUCUUAUACCGAAUGAUCUUAGGAGGCAGAAGGCCAAACUCUGAAUACAAGCUCCUUUUCGUCGUUCGUUUGAACGACGAAGGAGUGAAAACUUGACGAGAUGCAUAGGGCCCAAGUUAUAUAACUCCGUUGAAGAAGUUCGGAGCUCGAUUGACCUAAGGAACUUGUGAUUUCGAUGACAUAAUGAUUGAUAGUAGCUUUGAGCGUAGUCCAGAGAAGCUGUGGAAAUAUAAAACGACCAAUGAAAUCCGAGAAUUGUUAGUCGGUAUUAUAAAAAUAUAGCACAGAAUAAAUUAGUAUAACCAGAUUACAGAUAUUACAGAUA
Diprion similis is the source of this 2326-nucleotide messenger RNA. RefSeq lists its product as uncharacterized. Gene Ontology annotation, molecular function: heme transmembrane transporter activity; heme binding. The coding region runs from base 669 to 2045 and encodes 458 amino acids. Gene Ontology annotation, biological process: transmembrane transport; heme export. Gene Ontology annotation, cellular component: membrane. The transcript is spliced from 10 exons. Lineage: Eukaryota; Metazoa; Arthropoda; Insecta; Hymenoptera; Diprionidae. The record is from RefSeq and is a predicted model, not a curated record.